UUCAUUUGUUUUUAGGAGAGCAUUUAAGUUAGUCAAGAGUUAAUUAAGUGAUAAAAAAUGACGAAAAAUGUAAUGAUGAUAGAGAAAGAAGCAAAUGUUGGUCUUAAGGCGAGAACUGUCUUGUGGUAUUUGACAUUUUUUGGAUUUGCCAUUAAUUAUAUUAUUCGGAUAAACAUUUCAAUUGCUAUCGUUGACAUGAUCAAUCCAAAUUACAAGAGAUCAUCGAGUAAUAGGACGAUAAUAACUUCAGAAUGUAUUGUCGUGAGCAACACGUCAAAUUCACCGGAAUUAAGUAAUGAAAGCAAUUUAGAAGGCAAUUUGAAAUAUGUUUCAAUAGAACGACGUCUGCUAGAUUUUUUGGAGAUUGAUUACGAUCCCAAAGGCUUUCAAUGGGAUGAACAUCAGCAGUCUAAAGUUUUAGGGUCUUUCUUUUGGUUACAUUGGGUGACACAAGUUCCUGGUGGGAUUUUUGCAGCAAGAUAUGGAACAAAGUUUGUUUUCGGCUUUGCCAACUUCAUUGCGUGUCUUAUGUGCUUUUUCAUGCCAAUCGUUUGUUAUUUGGAUUAUCGAUGGAUGGUUGCUUUUAGACUUGUACAAGGAUUUAUUGCUGGUGUAGCAUGGCCGGCAAUGCAUCAUUUGACCGGCAAAUGGAUUCCACCAAAUGAGAGAAGUAAGUUUGUCACAGCUUAUCUUGGAAGUUCAAUUGGUGUUGCUGUCGCUUAUCCCAUCUUUGGAUUUAUAAUCAAAGCAAGUUCAUGGGAGUGGGUGUUUCACUCUUGUGGUAUUGCUGGUAGCAUCUGGUUCAUCUUUUGGCUUUACUAUGUUUACGAUUCACCAGAAAACCAUCCAAGAAUUCAUGCGAAAGAAAAAGAAUACAUUUUGAAGUGUCUAGGUUCAUCGGUCAUUCAGAACAGUAAAGAAAAGCGAAACGUUCCAUGGAAAGCAAUUCUAACAUCGAAAGUUGUUUGGAUUAAUACUUUAGCACAAUGGGGUGGUAUUUGGGGACUUUUUACUCUUCUUACACAAGCUCCAACAUAUUUCCGAUUCAUUCAUGGUUGGGGAAUUGAAAUGACUGGAAUCUUAUCAGGUCUUCCACAUUUAAUGCGCGUCGGCUUUUCAAUGGCUUUCUCAAGUCUCGGUGACUAUCUUUUGUCAACCAAUAAAAUGUCGAGAAAUAACGUCAGACGAUUAGCAGCAUUUUUCAGUUUGGUGUUAAAUGGAUUUGCUGUCCUUGCAAUGGCUUAUACUGGAUGUAGUGUAACUACUGCAGUUCUUUUCUACACCAUGUCUCUUUCACUGCACGGUGCAGUCUCAACAGGCGCUUUAUCAAGCAUCGUCGACAUUGCACCAAACUACGCUGGAAUCACGAUGGGACUUACAAGUUCCAUUGCUAUCAUAUCUGGAUUUGUUUCACCGAUUGUCGUUGGCUAUAUGACGUUUGAAAAUCAAAGUAUCGUUGCAUGGCAACACAUCUUUCAACUUUGUGCUGCAAUGCUAUUUGUUACCGGGAUUAUUUACAUCUGGUUCAAUGACACGUCAAUUCAACCAUGGAACAAAAUAAAACAAGAUUCUGAACCACCAAAGGAACUUUUACCACUCUACUUAGAGCUUGACGAUUGUGAAACAAAAAAGAUGAUAAAGAAGGAAAAUGAACUUGAAAUGAACACUCGAAGUUAAUCUCAGUUACGCAAUUGUCGACUUAUCUUUUCUCAAAAGAUUUAAAAUACUUGAGUUAGUUGUAUGUGAAAACUUUUUUAAAUGAAGCAC
Molecule: messenger RNA, 1767 nt
Organism: Clunio marinus
Lineage: Eukaryota; Metazoa; Arthropoda; Insecta; Diptera; Chironomidae
Source: the annotation of a GenBank genome assembly